Molecule: messenger RNA, 207 nt
Organism: Kwoniella mangroviensis CBS 8507
Lineage: Eukaryota; Fungi; Basidiomycota; Tremellomycetes; Tremellales; Cryptococcaceae
Exons: 2
Coding region: 1-207 (68 amino acids)
Source: RefSeq, a predicted model, not a curated record
AUGCCCAGUCCCAGUAAAGAUGGAGGAACAAGCAUAGGUGUAGUAGGAAUUGGUUCGUUGGGUUGGAAAAGAUCGAAUUCGCCUUUGCAGAUACCUAAUACGUUGUUGGAAGAUCAGAACCAGGAUCAGGAUCAAGGAGGUCAAAGUCUAUCACUAUCCUUGACUGCUUUCCCAUCUUCUCCUCUGCCCUCAGCACUUGAUCCGUAA